Phyllostomus discolor (pale spear-nosed bat) is the source of this 3413-nucleotide messenger RNA. RefSeq names its product neurocalcin delta (gene NCALD). The record is from RefSeq and is a predicted model, not a curated record. Gene Ontology annotation, cellular component: cytosol. Lineage: Eukaryota; Metazoa; Chordata; Mammalia; Chiroptera; Phyllostomidae. Bases 309 to 890 code for a protein of 193 amino acids. Gene Ontology annotation, molecular function: actin binding; tubulin binding; calcium ion binding. Gene Ontology annotation, biological process: calcium-mediated signaling. The transcript is spliced from 7 exons.
UUGCUGUCCAGGGGGAGGCGGGCGGAGGGAAGGCGCUGCCGUCGCCUCGCCUGCGGCGACACAGACGCCGAGAGCAGCUGAGGCGAGUGACUUCUUCUGACCUGAGGCUUCAAGUGCUUUGAGAGAUCUACUACCAGAUCAUCUCAACUUCAGUCUCUUGGAACGACUCACUGGUGACAGUCAAAAUUGCAGGGCCACAGAGCCGCUGGUGAUAAAAUCUGCCGCUGAUAAAAUCCGCCACGAUACUGUGGGAGGCUCCGAGUCCUGAGGCUACACGUGACUGCGUACUCUGAAUUCUUGCUGCCAGGAUGGGAAAACAGAACAGCAAGUUGCGCCCGGAGGUCAUGCAGGACUUGCUGGAAAGCACAGACUUUACUGAGCAUGAGAUCCAGGAAUGGUAUAAAGGCUUCUUGAGAGACUGCCCCAGCGGACAUUUGUCAAUGGAAGAGUUUAAGAAAAUUUACGGGAACUUUUUCCCUUACGGGGAUGCUUCCAAGUUUGCAGAGCACGUCUUCCGUACCUUCGAUGCCAAUGGUGAUGGGACGAUAGACUUUAGAGAAUUCAUCAUAGCCCUGAGUGUGACGUCGAGGGGCAAGCUGGAGCAGAAGCUGAAAUGGGCUUUCAGCAUGUAUGACCUGGAUGGAAACGGCUACAUCAGCAAGGCAGAAAUGCUAGAGAUCGUGCAGGCGAUCUACAAGAUGGUUUCCUCCGUAAUGAAAAUGCCCGAAGAUGAGUCAACCCCGGAGAAAAGGACAGAAAAGAUCUUCCGCCAGAUGGACACCAACAGAGAUGGAAAACUCUCCCUGGAGGAGUUCAUCCGAGGGGCCAAGAGCGACCCGUCCAUCGUGCGCCUCCUGCAGUGUGACCCCAGCAGCGCCGGCCAGUUCUGAGCCUGCACCCCACGAAUCGAAUCGCACAGCUGCUUGUGUUCCCUUUUGAUUUGUCUUUUUUAACUUUUUUUUUUUUGGCCAAAUAUCGACGGUGAUGCUGUUCCCUGUGCGGUCAGAUGCACCUUCCUCGUGACGCCUUCAGCUUCUUUUGUGGUGGACGCUUCCUGGGCAUGCCCAGAACCCCAACGCUUGUGGAGAGCAUGUGCAUCCUGCACAGACUUUGUGAUGUUCGUUGUUCUGACGACUUUCAAUCGUUAUUAUUAUUUUUCUCUUGAUUCUAAUGUCUCUGUUCUAACACCGAAGACUCGGAGAGGCAGAAGGAGGGGAACCAAUCUGGUGCCAGGACGGGCCGGCAGGCUUUGAGGGGCUUGUUGGAAAAACAAGACUCCCCCCUGGGUCUGUCGUCACAUGUGCCUGAGGGGCGAUGACGCCAGACAUGGGAUUCCCAAAGUAAGAACAGGGAACCUUCUGGGGCCAGGCUAUUACAGGGACCUGAGGAAUUCCCCCCUCGCAGGCCUGCCCUGCCCCGCCCCCAGCAGGCUGUAGUUUUUAAGCUGUGAACAUUUCAAGGUAAAUUAAUAGCAACAAGGAAAAGAUGGCUCAGCUCUUUCUUCACAGGUUUACACUAGUUGAGCUAAGAUGAGUUUGCUUGGAAAUUAAUCACAAAUGGUAACAUAUUCCAAGGCCAGGUCCAUCUUGUUGCCUCUUGUGAUUUAAAAAAAAAAAAGGAAAGAAAAGAAUGUUGUAUAUAAAAUAUUGGGUAUUGCAGACCAAAUUAAGUGUUUUGCCUUGUUUAAAUAAAAUGCAUGUUUAGUGAGCACUAAUCCAAACUUAUUACAGAAGACUGUUUCCAGUAGCUUAUUGUGAAGUAAGCCAACUAUAAUGAAUGUCUGUGUCUUGUUUUACAGUCAUAUCUGUCUUUGCACAAAUGCACCAAUCAACAGGUAUAUUUUAUAUAUUCCAGAAAAGUACUAAGUAACCAUGGCUAGGGCCCAAACCGAAUUGUGAAUGCUUUUCCAGAGUAGCGGUGCCUGGAGGACAGAAGCAGGGCAGCUUGGAGUGGGCUCAUUGACUGGAGCGCCAGAGGGUCAGCCCUAGGAGAGAGAGGAGGCGACGGCUUGGCCGCCAGCCCCGCAGCCCAUUGGCAGCAUUACGCUGGAGGUGCUCAGUACUCUGUAGACCCAGAAACGGACCGCCUGGCAGGGACUACCCAGUGGCUGAAUCCACGAGAAUGGUUAGGGAGCCGCAGCAGGAAGGACGACUUUCCGUGCCCCGGCUGGCCCUCCAGGGAGUGGGAGGUGGGACCGUCAUCUGAUCCAUCGUGAAGAAGCCGGGGGCAAGUGUGUCUGUGAUUUCCAAGACCCACUGUGGGAAAUGCAAAGGUCUUUCCCAUCACCGUGUUCUUUGAAUGCAGAUUUUUAUUUCCAGAAGCGACAGCACAAACUUGAGUUGCUGUUCAGUCAGGGGACCUCAUACCCACUAAUUGGAAUGGAAAGUGAAGAGUAAGGAUUGCAAGUCACAGGGCAGUGACAGUUCGGUAGGCGGGAGGCGGGAGACAGGAGGAAACCCCAACACUCAGCUGCCCGAGAGAAGGUAGAGAGGUCCUCCGGGGGGCCUGCCUGCUGUCACAGAGAGAGACAUUGCAGGCACGAGAAAGAUGACGCUGAGCUGGUUCCAACCUCCAGAUCCUCGGGUAUUACUUGAAUCCACUUUAACAGGUAGCAAAAAUCCAAAUGUGUGUGGUUAACCAAAAUGGACCAAUUGUGCAGGAUGAAAUUUUGAGACCUGAACUCAGUAAAAUAAUUUUAAUUCUCCUCAGAGUGUCACUUUCUCACAGUGUUUUAUCCUGAGACUGGCCAAGUUCCUCUGUGGCCCGAGCAGUAAAAUCUAGUUUUCAAAAACAGGGAAUUAACCUAAGACUUGGAGUGCAGAGGGGGCGAGGCGACCCAGCACCUCUCUCCCUAGCGCUCAGGAGUCACACCUAACCGUCCCCCAAUCUCGAUUCAAGGUCCAAUUCCUCCUUUAAUUCUCCUUAGAUGCUGGAGUGAGUGACUGUGUGGGAACUCCACCUGGGCUCUGCCCUGGGUCCCGAUAGCUUGCUGAGCCUCGCGUGUCCCCUGGGGAGCCUCGGGCUGCAGUGAGCGGCAGGGAAGAGGGGCUCCAGAUGUUUAGGGAAGAAAACGAGAGCCAGACGCGCGGCUAACGAACGCCAACACGCCGGGAUGUACGGAAAUAGCCCUCAUCCUGGCCUGCCGUUGACCCUGUCUGUAUUUUCUCGAGGGUUGUUUUUCUUCUCCUCCUUCUUCCCGGGAAGGCCUUUGUAUGUCUAAUCCAAGGCACUCGUUUCUGGCCGGGGGACUCUGCGGCACCCAGAGGGCUGGAUGCCUGAAGGUUUAUGUCACUCCUGUGCCGGGCUGUUCAUUGUCACUGCUGUGUUGAGGGACCUCUGGAAAUGGAGUCUGCUCUGUCUGACAUCAAGCCAGGCUGUGAUGUUCAAGGGACUGGAAUAAAGUGGCUUAUAAA